UCUCCCUCUCUCUCUCGCUUUUCCAUCCGGUUGUUGCGGCGGCGGCGGCGGCGAUGGCGGCGGAGGACGUGGAGUUCGUGGACUACGAGCGCGGCGACGGCGACGAGGACGACGACGGGAUGGAGGACGAGGAGGAGGAGGAGGACGGGGAGGUCUCGGCCCGCGCGCUCCCCGUGCCCCACAUCGCCGCCCCCGCCGUGCCGCGCACCAGCAGGGGCCGCUUCGUCGGCCGCAGCCGCUCCGUCAUCGCCUCCACCCGCGACCGCUUCGACUCCAUCCCCUUCGCCGCCAGCUCCGCGCACGGCGGCCCGCAGCGCUCAAUUGAAGGAUGGAUAAUAAUUGUCUCAGGAGUCAAAGAAGAUGCAGAAGAAAGUGAUCUGUAUGAUGCUUUUGCUGAGUUUGGUGAGGUCAAGGACUUGCAUCUCAACCUGGAGCGCCGCACUGGAUAUGGCAAGGGAUAUGCAUUGGUUGAAUAUGGAAUUUUUGAGGAAGCACAAACUGCAAUCAGAAGAAUGAAUGGGACAGAGCUGCUAACAAAGACUAUCCAUGUUGAUUGGGCAUUCAACAGAGGUCCUAUACAGAACGUCAUGAGUGCAGGGCCAGCACAGCGACGAUCGAGGACUCCGCCUCGAAGGCUUGCUGCCAUGACAUACUGAGAGGGAGCUGCUAGGCCUGCAACCUUGGGCCAGCAUUGGUCAGUGUUUUUUUGGUAGUCGCCAGGGAUUUGCUAUGUCGUAGUAGAUGUUAGUCUUAUUAACCGUCGUCUUCCGGCAGCAAGCGGUAACCGAACAAUGAACCGGGUAUGUAUUGUCCAGAAACCGAGUCCUGAUUCUGCUAGCCUGUACUGAGCUUGUUCAGCGGCUUGGCUCACGAACUUUGGUAUAUUGAAUGCAUGAUGCAAAUUGGAUGGAUCAA
Molecule: messenger RNA, 915 nt
Organism: Triticum aestivum (bread wheat)
Lineage: Eukaryota; Viridiplantae; Streptophyta; Magnoliopsida; Poales; Poaceae
Product: RNA-binding protein Y14B
Exons: 4
Coding region: 54-656 (200 amino acids)
Biological process (GO): RNA processing
Cellular component (GO): nucleus; cytoplasm
Molecular function (GO): mRNA binding
Source: RefSeq, a predicted model, not a curated record